This is a messenger RNA of Trichoderma harzianum CBS 226.95, 744 nucleotides long. RefSeq lists its product as hypothetical. NCBI's taxonomy places the organism in Eukaryota, Fungi, Ascomycota, Sordariomycetes, Hypocreales, Hypocreaceae. Bases 242 to 622 code for a protein of 126 amino acids. The record is from RefSeq and is a predicted model, not a curated record. The transcript has a single exon.
GCGGUGGGCGUCGACGAAGCGGGUGGCCCGAGGUGGAGGUUUUGAAGCUCGACCAAGGUGGGGUUUCAGAUGGAGGCAACACGAUGCUUCGUCGCUGACAAUCGUUUCAACGGCCGAUAUGCGGGAGGCGGACGGCGGACGGUUUGGUCCUGUGGGCUAACGCUCGUCGAAGGCUAGGCCAGUCUAGACUUUUGAAACCCAGCGGCUGGGCUAGAGGGAAAAAGGCUGAUGCUUUAUCCAGAUGCUCGCUGGCCUCGGCUGUCGCUCGGUUUAUACCGCUCUGUGCCUUCCUGUCACAAGUUUUUUUUUUUCUUGGUUCGUGGGGGCGAUGCGGCGAGAAAGAGAGGGACGAGAGAAUGACGAGAGGGCGAAGAGGAAAGGAGGAAAGAAUCCGGAAAUGCAGUCGGGCAAAGAAGAAGGCGAAGGCUGCAGAGGACGGUUAGCUUACUGCAGGUUUGGAUUUUCGUCGGGAUGCGAUGGCAGCAAUGCGGAUUCCAGCUUCUGGAUGACUGUGGAUGAAACGGCGCUUGCCUUGUUUCUGCGCCCGGAGCUAUCGACAACCAGCCCCAGUCCGCCAAGUGAAAUGAGGCUUUGUACUCCGUGCUCCCGUUCGGCGCGGUAGUUGCGAAGAGCAAAGAAAAUUUUUCUUUUCUUUCUUUUUCUUUUUGCUUCCCCAACGAAAAGAGCAGUCGUGAAGCACACCGUCUUGCGGACGAUGGCACUUUUUAAACAAUUUCAAUCAAG